Molecule: messenger RNA, 842 nt
Organism: Dermatophagoides pteronyssinus (European house dust mite)
Lineage: Eukaryota; Metazoa; Arthropoda; Arachnida; Sarcoptiformes; Pyroglyphidae
Gene: RpS2
Product: ribosomal protein S2
Biological process (GO): translation
Cellular component (GO): cytosolic small ribosomal subunit; ribosome
Molecular function (GO): structural constituent of ribosome; RNA binding
Source: RefSeq, a predicted model, not a curated record
AAAUUUAUUCUGACAUAACCCAAAUGGCGGACGCUGCUCCAGCCGGUGGACAACAACGUGAAGGAGGUGGUGGUCGUGGUGGUUUUCGUGGCGGAUUUGGUGGUCGAGGUCGUGGCCGUGGUCGCGGACGUGGACGUGGCAAAUCCGAUAAAGAUGCCCAAAAAGCAUGGAAUCCUUUGACUAAACUUGGCCGUUUAGUUGUACAGGGACAUAUUAAAUCAUUGGAAGAAAUUUAUCGGUUUUCAUUGCCAAUCAAAGAAGCUGAAAUUAUUGAUCAUUUUAUUCGUGGUAAUUUAACCGAUGAUGUUUUGGCUGUAAAACCGGUACAAAAACAAACACGUGCCGGUCAACGUACCCGAUUUAAAGCAUUUGUUGCUAUUGGUGAUUCAAAUGGUCAUGUUGGUUUAGGUGUAAAAUGUAGUAAAGAAGUUGCUACAGCUAUUCGUGGUGCUAUUAUUAUGGCAAAAUUAUCCAUCAUACCUGUACGUCGUGGUUAUUGGGGUAAUAAAAUCGGUGAACCACAUACCGUACCUUGUAAGGUAACUGGUAAAUGUGGAUCAGUAACUGUACGUUUGAUUCCUGCACCACGUGGAACCGGUAUUGUAUCGGCACCUGUACCGAAAAAAUUAUUAACCAUGGCUGGUAUUAAAGAUUGUUAUACAUCAUCACGUGGAUCAACAUGUACUAUGGGCAAUUUUGCUAAAGCUACAUAUUUGGCUAUACAAAAAACCUAUUCGUAUUUGACACCCGAUCUAUGGCCAGUUUCGGCAUUGACUAAAUUGCCGUUUCAAGAAACUACCCAUUGAUAAUAAAAAAAAUUAAAAAAAAACAAUUUUUUGAAA